AUGUACGCUCGACUCACAGAAUUUCUAACCGAAUGCAAUAUAGUUACCAAUAAUCAACAUGGUUACAUCAAUAAUAGGUCUACACAAAGCGCUAUUUUCAGUUUCACACAGGCAGUCUUGAAAUGUUUGGAGGAAGGCGAUAUGGCGAUGGGCCUCUUUUUGGACCUAUCAAAGGCCUUCGAUUGUUUGGAUAGGAAUAUUCUCUUAAAAAAACUGAAUGGAUAUGGUGUGAGAGGGUGGGCUUUUAAAUGGUUUGAGUCCUAUUUGGAGGAGAGGUUACAGAGAGUGGUUAUUCGAGAUAGGGGUAGAGAAAUCAGGUCUGAAAUAUUGAAAAACAAAAUAGGAGUUAUCCAGGGCAGCAUAUUGGGGGCAGUUCUGUUCAUUGUAUAUGUUAAUGACCUUAACAUGGCAAUUGCUCAAGUGAACAAUUCAACACAUUCAGUGGAUGCCACUUUUGUGACGGAUAAUAUAGGUUUUGACCUGACACAAUUUGCAGAUGAUACAAAUGUGUUGGUAAGGGGAUCAAAUAUUCCAGAAAUAAUUGGAAAUACAAAUGAGAUUUACAGAGUGUUAAAAGAGUGGUUUGAAGAGAACAAAUUACUUAUAAGUAAAGAAAAAACAAACCUCAUGAUUUUCAGGACGAAACAAAAUAGGGCAGAAAAACCUGAAUCUAUCGUAGUUUGUGACUCUCAGUUUGAGGUGAAAGAGAAUACGAAGUUCCUGGAAAUUUAUAUGAAUGAAUUUUUGGAUUGGUCUUAUCAUAUCGACUACCUGAAUAAAAAACUGAACAACGUCUACUACUGCAUCCGAUUUGUUUCAAGAUACCUGAGUGAAGAAGUGAGGAGAAUAUUGUAUUUUGCCAACUUUCAGGGAAAAGCCAGACACGGUAUCAUGUUUUGA
This is a messenger RNA of Coccinella septempunctata (seven-spotted ladybird), 900 nucleotides long. RefSeq lists its product as uncharacterized. The transcript has a single exon. The record is from RefSeq and is a predicted model, not a curated record. Lineage: Eukaryota; Metazoa; Arthropoda; Insecta; Coleoptera; Coccinellidae. Bases 1 to 900 code for a protein of 299 amino acids.